Pecten maximus is the source of this 2453-nucleotide messenger RNA. Its product is annotated as protein disulfide-isomerase A5-like. Gene Ontology annotation, biological process: protein folding. Gene Ontology annotation, molecular function: protein disulfide isomerase activity. Lineage: Eukaryota; Metazoa; Mollusca; Bivalvia; Pectinida; Pectinidae. Bases 75 to 2384 code for a protein of 769 amino acids. The record is from RefSeq and is a predicted model, not a curated record. The transcript has 25 exons. Gene Ontology annotation, cellular component: endoplasmic reticulum.
UAGAGAUCUGAUAAAUAUAUUUGCCACAUGUUUUCAUUUUUACGUGGCACGUGUGUGUAGGCCUGCAAACAGCUAUGGCGACUGCAAAGGAAGGCAUGGCUUCGAUUUUGUGGAAGGUGUUUUUGCUGUUGGUUCUGGUUCCCACUCAUUAUGGUGCAAAGCAGAAUGCAAAGGGGCUCAUUAUGGAAAUUGAUGAUCUGAAGGAAUUGAAGAAAACUCUCCGCACCAAAACUAACCUCUUAAUUAUAUUUGCAAAAUCAGAAAAAGCAAUGUCCAAUUCCAUGUCCUUGUUCACUGAUGUUGCCACAGAGAUGAAAGGAAAGGCAACUCUGGCAUUUGUGGACUGCAGUGAAAGCAAGAAGCUAUGUAAGAAUCAGAAGGUCUCCCCAAAUCCUAUGGAACUGAAGCACUUUAAAGAUGGCAGUUUCAACAAAGAAUACGACAGAAAAAUGGUGAAGAGGUCGAUGGUUAACUUCCUGUUGGACCCUACAGGAGAUAUUCCUUGGGAGGAGGAGCCUGACGCAGGAGAUGUUGUACAUGCCGACACACCCCAGAGUUUUAACAAAUUACUGAAAAAAGAAAAAGGUCCAAUGUUGGUGAUGUUCUAUGCUCCAUGGUGUGGAUUCUGUAAGAGGCUCAAGCCUGACUUUUCUGCUGCAGCAACAGAGAUGAAGGGAAAGGCUGUGUUGGUGGGUAUAGAUGUAGACAAGCCACAACAGAUGCAGCUCAGAAUGGACUACAAUAUCACAGGAUUUCCAACAAUCUAUUACUUCGAAAAAGGCAAAAAACUUUAUCUUUAUGGAGGAGAAAACAAUAAAGAAGGGAUUGUUUCUUGGUUGAAAAAUCCUGGGCCUCCAUCAGAGAAGCCCAAAGAGGCAGAAUGGGCUGAUGAGCCAUCAGAUGUCGUCCAUUUAACUGAGGGUAAUUUUAAUGAGUUCCUGAAGACACACCCCUCUGUAUUGGUCAUGUUUUACGCGCCAUGGUGUGGCCAUUGUAAACAAAUGAAGCCAGAUUAUGCAAAAGCUGCUGAAAAGUUAAAGGAGGAAAAUAUUGAAGGUGUGAUAGCGGCAGUGGAUGCCACGAAAGAGAAAACUGUUGGGGACCAGUUUAACAUCAAAGGAUUUCCAACAGUUAAAUAUUUCAAGGAUGGUGAAUUUGCAUUUGAUGUUAAUGAAAGAACAGAAGAAAAAAUAGUAGAAUUUAUGAAAGAUCCUAAGGAACCUCCUCCACCUCCACCCCCAGAGCCUAAAUGGGAAGAGAUGGAAAGUGAAGUAGCUCACCUUACUGAUGAAAACUUUAAACCUAUGCUCAAGAAGAAGAAGCACGGCCUUGUUAUGUUUUAUGCACCAUGGUGUGGACAUUGUAAAAAGGCUAAGCCAGAAUUCAUGCAGGCAGCUGCUAAACUUACAGAUGAUUCCAAGGUCCUGUUUGCUGCUAUUGACUGUACUGUACAUUCCACAUCCUGUACUGCUCAUGAAGUUACAGGUUACCCAACAUUUAAAUACUUCAAGUAUGGAAAGUCUCCACAAAAUUACAUGGGAGGUAGAGAGGAGGCUGACUUUAUAAACUUCAUGAGUGACCCACAGAACCCAGGGGCCCCUCCACCAGCUCCUGCUGUAGAAACCCCAGCCCAACAGUGGGCAGAAGUGGUUGGUAUGGAGAAUUUACGAUUCCUAACCACAGACGGCUUUGACAGUUUCAUCCAGGAACACAAUUCCGUCCUUGUCAUGUUUUACGCUCCAUGGUGCGGACACUGCAAGUCAAUGAAACCAGCCUAUGGAGAGGCAGCUACUAUUCUCAAUGAUCAGGAGAUAAAUGGAGUUUUAGCAGCAGUUGAUGCUACCAUAGAGUCCGAUUUGGCGGCCAGGUUUGGAGUUAAGGGAUACCCUACAUUGAAAUAUUUCAAAGAUGGAAAAGAAUCAUUUGAAUAUAACAAGGGAAGAACAACUGAUGACCUUGUCAGCUUUAUGAAAAAUCCAAGUGCUAAGCAGUCACCACCUCCAUCCAAAGAAGAAUCCUGGAGUGAUGUCCCAAGUGGCGUUAAACAUCUCACAGAUGACAAUUUCUCAUCAGUGAUGGCUAAAAUGGAUUCAGCCCUAGUCAUGUUUUAUGCCCCUUGGUGUGGACACUGCAAAAAGGCCAAGCCAGCAUUCCAGGCUGCAGCUGAUAAGUUAGCAGCAAUGGAGAAGUCUCGUGCAUUGGUUGCAGUUGAUUGUACUGUAGCCCAUGACACUUGUGAGAAAACAAAAAUAGAAGGCUUCCCUACUUUUAAGUUAUAUGUGAAGGGAGACUACCUCAUCGAGUACAAUGGUGGAAGAUCUGAAGAUGAAUUCCUCAAAUACAUUCUCAAUGCACCAUCUGUUAAUAAUAAAGAAGAAUUAUAACAUAAUGAAAUCCAAUUUUAGAAAUAUUUAUAUAAAAAAUAUAUGAAAUAAAAUUUUAUAAUGUCUUAA